Messenger RNA from Ailuropoda melanoleuca (giant panda), 1350 nucleotides. Its product is annotated as small G protein signaling modulator 1-like. The transcript has 3 exons. Bases 490 to 1296 code for a protein of 268 amino acids. Lineage: Eukaryota; Metazoa; Chordata; Mammalia; Carnivora; Ursidae. The record is from RefSeq and is a predicted model, not a curated record.
AAUGUGUGGGGCGGUGGACUGAUGGUGGAGUGGGGUCUCCUACUCAACUUCUUUCCCCUGUGCCUAGCGUAGUACCUAGCACAUUGUAGGUGCCUCCCGAAUUAGGGGUGAAUGAGGAAGGAGAGAAGGUAAUAAGAAAGGAAAGAAACAGUCCUCUCACUUCAGUACACCCUGGGCUUAGUACGCUCCCUGGCUCCACGGAUAUUUGAAUGUGUGAAUGAAUGAAUGAAUGAAUGAAGAGGAGGGAGGAAGGGAACUUUGAAAAAAAGACACAGCCUCGUGCACAUUUGUGUAUCCCCAGGGCCCAGCCGGUGCCCUGCACGUAGUGGGUUUCCCUUGGAUGUCCAUGACAUCUGGGGUGUCUCUGGGGCUCAGGGUCCCAGGUCGGAGCUGGCAUCCUCGUCUGGCUUGGGCUGGCUCUCCCCAGGGCUGACCUUGUCUCUGCCCCGGCAGGUGGACGAGCAGAUUCACGUGUGCUAUGCGCAGACCAUGGCCGAAUGGCUGGGCUGUGAGGUGAUUGUGCGGCAGAGGGAGUGGGAGUCCCAUGCGGCUGCCUUGGCCGAAUGCUCGUCAGGGGCCAGCCUGGACAGCCACCUGCACCAGAUGACGCACAGGGACUGUACCAUCAGCAAUGAGGUGUUUGAGUCUGUGGACGAAGUGGAGCAAGUCGAGGCAGAAGGCAGGUUGGAGGAGAAACAGCCCAAGAUCCCCAGUGGGAACCUGGUGAAUGGCACCUGUUCCCCGGACUCUGGCCACCCCUCCUCCCACAACUUCUCCUCGGGCCUCUCGGAGCACUCGGAGCCCAGCCUGAGCACAGAAGACAGUGUCAUGGUCGCCCAGCAGAAUGCCCCCCGGCACUUCGGCCUGGGGACAGCAGCGUGGAGGACGGGCAGAGCAGUGAGGCCAUCACCUCCUGGGACAAGGCCCCCUGCAAGGAGCUGGCUGUGCAGGACAGCUUGGAGAGUGACCUCCUCGCCAACAAGAGCAUGGACGAGAUCAUGUCCCUCGCCGGCAGCGUCGACGUGGCCCUGCCCGAGGAGGGGGCUGCCAUGGAGGGCUGGGGGGGCGGCGAGGUGGAGAAGCACAGCCAGGUGGACAGUGAGGACAACCUCUCAGAAGAACCCGAGAUGGAAAGUCUCUUCCCCGCCCUGGCUUCUCUGGCCGUGGCCACAUCUGCCAACAACGAGGCGUCCCCCGUGUCCUCCAGCGGCACCACUUACUCUGUCUGCAGCCAGAGCUGCUGGACCUGUACACGGUGAACCUGCACCGCAUCGAGAAGGACAUGCAGAGGUGUGACCGCAACUACUGGUACUUCACGCCCGCCAACCUGGAGAAGCUGCGCGACCUCAU